AUGCCUCCCGUCGUUGUCGACCGCAGGCAAGUCCUGCCCACCAGUAUCCCUGGAUAUAAGCUGGCAAAUAUCUCGGAGCCACCGGACCCGCGGAAUCCGAAACCCCAGCUGGGCAGGUUGUCUGUCGCAGAUCUACAGAUGAUGCUGCUCGCCCUUAUGUGUCUGGUGAGACCGGCAGACAAGCCGUCACUCUCGAUAGCUAGUAGAUUGGAUCUGCUCCCAGCUAUAGCUUCGAUCCUAGUCGCGGGCCUUGCUGCCCUCUUUACUGGCUUAAAGCGAAACAAGUCCGGCACACCAACCUUCUAUCUCCAUGUCGCGUACGCCAUUCUGCGCAAGGCGAGCGCUCGCCUCUCUCCAUUACAGUUGCAAUGGAUAUCCCCUUCUACGGAAAAAGUGUAUAAGCAAUAUAUGCAGUCGCACGGGGCUGUGUCCCAAUCAAUAGAACUGGAGUAUGAUGCGAAGGGCCAUUGGAUUGGAGACAAGCAUGCACAGAAUGUAUUGAUCUGGUACCAUGGAGGAGGUUUCUGUCUACCUGCCAACAUUGGCUACUUUAAAUUCUGGGAAAGUCUCAUUCAGAGUUCGUCCGCUGCGAGCAAGGACCUUGCAGUGUUCGCGGUCGCAUACACACUAGCUCCAAACGCGCAGUAUCCAAUGCAGCUUAUUCAAUCAGUCGAAGCAUUGCGAUACAUUCUAACCAGAACUAAUCGUGCCCCGGCCAAUGUUAUGCUAGGUGGUGACUCUGCGGGCCGCAACCUGGCCGUUGGUGUUCUCUCGCACCUGACAUCGCCUCAUGAAGCAAUAGCCAAACUGGAUUUUCAGGAGCCACUGGCGGGGACCGUCCUCAUUGCACCAUGGACAUCCCUUGAUGUGAGAGCAGACACAGAAUUUAACUGUCUCGGUGACGUGAUUACGCCAGACGUUGCCAAACCCUGGUGCCAAGCGUAUCUAGGAAGUGCGAAGCAUGAUUGCUACACCGACGCCAGCACAGCUCCUUCAGGCUGGUUUCAACAUUUUAAAACACAGGAAAUUCUGGUUCUAGCAGGGCAAAAUGAAAUUAUGUUGUCUUCAAUUCGACAGUUCGUGGAGAAAGUCAAGGUGAGCGCAACUCUUGUCAACAGAGAGGACAAGCUGACAAUGCAGACUGGCUUCCCUUCUGUUGAACUAUUUGUUGGGCGUCAGGAAGGUCAUGUGGCCCCUAUAUACAAUCUGUAUGUGGGAGAUAAUGAGGAAACACAACAGGAGAAGAGAUUGAAAGCCUGGCUGAGAGAGCUCCUCUGA
Aspergillus pseudotamarii is the source of this 1278-nucleotide messenger RNA. Its product is annotated as Alpha/Beta hydrolase protein. Bases 1 to 1278 code for a protein of 425 amino acids. The transcript has 4 exons. Lineage: Eukaryota; Fungi; Ascomycota; Eurotiomycetes; Eurotiales; Aspergillaceae. Gene Ontology annotation, molecular function: hydrolase activity. The record is from RefSeq and is a predicted model, not a curated record.